AUGGCUACUCUCGAAGAUAAUCUCAUUGAGUUACUGAAAGGCAACUGGGUUAUGAACAAGGAAUUAACAGGAGACACGGAUCCCAUAUUGAAGCUGCAAAAAGUCCCCUGGUUGCUGCGCCGAGCACUUGCCGCCGUGACUAUCCACCUCAAAAUUUCGGGGUUCCUCGCACCAAGUCCUUUGGGAGAGAAACCCUUGCCGAAUUUUGAUUUUAUCCAAACAGCAACUGGAGGAUUAGUCGGUACAACCGAAAAACGAACUUUAAAUUGGGAAGUACAAGCCCACGCCGACUACAUCUUUGGCUCAGUACAACACCAAAGUCAUUUCAUCCGUGGCACUACCGAUGCGAGAGGGUAUAUACGGCCAGAAUUCGAGAUGCAAACCAGUGUAAACUCGGCAGAGAUUAAACAGUUUCUGCGAGGAGAGAUUAUGCUGGAUGGAAGUGAAUCGCCUGGAUUCUUGUUGGCUAGUCCAAAUAGCAGGGGGGACGGAAAGGACAGGAUGGAUAUUUGGAUACACACAUUUGAGCGGAAUUUACAGUCCGGUUGGACCGCUGAGCAGAUCUGGGGAUUUGAAUCCAUUGGGGCUACCCGCUACUUCUGUCGUAGAGUUGUUGCUGCUAGCAUUGAAGGGCGGUACAAAGGUGCAAGGCUUGUGUAUGGCUUCAGGAACUGA
Messenger RNA from Aspergillus uvarum CBS 121591, 675 nucleotides. RefSeq lists its product as uncharacterized. Lineage: Eukaryota; Fungi; Ascomycota; Eurotiomycetes; Eurotiales; Aspergillaceae. The record is from RefSeq and is a predicted model, not a curated record. The coding region runs from base 1 to 675 and encodes 224 amino acids. The transcript is spliced from 4 exons.